This is a messenger RNA of Leptidea sinapis, 1498 nucleotides long. Its product is annotated as 15-hydroxyprostaglandin dehydrogenase [NAD(+)]-like. Gene Ontology annotation, cellular component: cytoplasm. The transcript has 2 exons. Lineage: Eukaryota; Metazoa; Arthropoda; Insecta; Lepidoptera; Pieridae. Bases 589 to 1338 code for a protein of 249 amino acids. The record is from RefSeq and is a predicted model, not a curated record. Gene Ontology annotation, molecular function: oxidoreductase activity, acting on the CH-OH group of donors, NAD or NADP as acceptor.
UGCACAGGGUUGCUUACUAACUUUCAUUUUUCUUCUUUUUUUAUUGUUCUCGUAAUUACGAUAAUUAUAGCGACACUGAUACUCGAAUUCACAGUGUUAGUUAAUCAUACGCAUAAAAAACAUGGAAGCAGUCUUGUCAAACUAUCUACCGUUAAGUCACAAAACAGUAAACUAUGACUGCAUUAAAUAAAGAGAUUUAUUGGUAUUAAAUCUGGGUCGAUAUUGAAUUGUGCUUAUCUGUAAUUGUAACUGGUUCGCGCGCUUGAGAUAUUGUCAAUGUUUAGCACAUAUGUGGACGAUAUAUGCGUUAUGCAUGAGGGGAUCAGUCAUUAUAAAAGAAAUUGAUUUUUGAACUAAACAUAUUAGCUAGAUUAAAGUUUACCUUCAAAAAAGGGCAUAGGUACACUUUUCGAAUGGGCCGACAACGCUUCUGUGAAUCCUGUGGUGCUAGGAGAAAAUAGCUAGGCUACAUAUAAUAUCCGGUGAAGGUUUCAUUUAAGAAUUUGUCAUAUUUAUCUGAAGAUAAAGAAUACACAUUCUUAUAAAAUAACAGUCUGUAUAUAUUUUAAACUAGACUUAUUGAAGUUCAUGAUGUCGAAAGAUAUAAAGAAUAAAGUGGUUUUGAUUACCGGUGGUGCUUCUGGAAUCGGUUACGAAAUAGCUGAUAGAUUUCUUGAAAAAGGCGCCUGUAAAAUUAUUUUAGUCGAUAUCAAUGAAAAACUUGGAAGUGAUGCAAUAAAAACGUUCAAUUUAAAAUAUGGGAACGAUAAGGUAUACUUUUUCAAUAGCGAUGUAACAAGUGCCAAGACUCUUUGGAAAACAAUAACUGAUACCUUCAAGGAUGUUGAUGUUCUGGUGAAUAACGCCGGGAUAGUACACGAAAAAGAUGUAAAAAGAAGUAUUGAUGUAAAUGUUACCGCAUUAAUUGAAUUAUCUUUUAUGUUUUGGGAGCACAAUCGGAAGGAUAAAUCUGGAAAAGGUGGAACAAUUAUAAAUCUCGCUUCCAUUUAUGGAAUCAGAUCUUAUCCCAUUAGUCCCGUGUAUCAAGCUUCAAAAUUUGCUGUUAUGGGAUUUACCAAAUCACUCGGACAUCAAUACAAUUUCAAGAGGUCUGGUGUUAGAGUUGUCGCAAUAUGCCCAGGAUUCACUGAAACUAACCUGCACAAAAAUUAUAGUCUUUGGGAUGAUACUUUAAGUGAUUACGUUACUGAGUUUGUGAAAGUUCAACUUUGGCAAAAAGUUGACUCUGUGGGCAGAGCGGCGGUUGUAAUAUUUGAAAAAGCUGAAAGUGGUACAGCCUGGUUGAUUGAAGGAGGUGAACCUAUCAAAGAAGUUUAAAUUGCCUACGUUCCUACCUUUUGGAAUGCUUUAUAAUCUGAUAACAGAUUGAAACGCACUAAUUCUAAAACCAAGGAGAUUGUAAAUUAAAUUAAAUAAAAUUGUUAGAUACGUCCGACACAUACGUGUUUGAAUUAAAUUUAUUAUAUUAACAGCCAUU